AUGAUGAGUGAAAACAUUACAGCAGUAGAACCUCAGGAAAACAAUGAUGUCGAAGCUGAUAGUGACCCCUUCAAUAUCGACAAGCUAAUUGUCGAUUAUGAUUAUUUAUUGUACAAGAUUCAAGAUGAAUUGGAGUCGAUCCAAUUAAAGACGUUAGAGAUAUGUCAAAAACAGAAUGAAAUAGUUGAACAUGGUAUCAUAGAGGAAGUCAUUGAUGGAAAUAUUGGGAUGGCGAAGGAUCUUUUACAGAAAUGUGAUGAUUUGGAGAAGCAUUAUGAUCAAUUGGAUGCGGUUGAAGGCAUUGUUGUAUCAUUCAAAAGCCGAUUAAAAGGGGUAAUAACACAAUAUAAAAAAUAUAUAGAUACGAAGAAGUGA
This is a messenger RNA of Kluyveromyces lactis, 375 nucleotides long. RefSeq names its product Cnl1p (gene CNL1). Gene Ontology annotation, biological process: endosome organization. Lineage: Eukaryota; Fungi; Ascomycota; Saccharomycetes; Saccharomycetales; Saccharomycetaceae. The record is from RefSeq and is a predicted model, not a curated record. The transcript has a single exon. Gene Ontology annotation, cellular component: BLOC-1 complex. Bases 1 to 375 code for a protein of 124 amino acids.